UGAACCCUUAAAGCAUUCAUCAUGCACCCUGACAUACAUAUCUCCAAAGAAGAAAGGAGAUGACCAAAAGAGAAAAAUAAGAAAGGAGAAUCCAGGGGGGGUUAGAAAAAGAUCAAAAGGAGGGCAACUCCACUAUCUUUGUUGAUCCAUCAUGUGGAAUCAGCAGCAGCAGCAGCAGCAGCAUCAAGCUCACCAUGGCCAUCAGCUUCAGCUUCACCCAAGCGUGGAGGCACACCACCAGCAGCCGCCGCCUCCGGGCUUGGUGAUGGCUUCUUCUGCGCCAGGCAUGGCCUCUGGGGCUCUCCAGGUGAGCGGCGGUGCCGGCGCCGGCUCGUCGGCGCGGCCGGCGUCGAUGGCGGAGCGCGCCCGGAUGGCGAAGAUCCCGCAGCCGGAGCCGGGGCUGAGGUGCCCGCGCUGCGACUCCACCAACACCAAGUUCUGCUACUUCAACAACUACUCCCUCACCCAACCCCGCCACUUCUGCAAGGCGUGCCGCCGCUACUGGACCCGCGGCGGCGCGCUCCGCAACGUCCCCGUCGGCGGCGGGUGCCGCCGCAACAAGCGCGGUGGCGGCAAGCCACCAAAGAAAGCAGCCUCCACGUCCAGCGCCGGCGCUGGUGCGGGCGGCGUCAUGGCGGUGCCGCAGCUGCAGCUCCCUUUCGGCUCGUGUGAUGGCAGCCAUGGUAUGGUGGUCGGUGGUGGUGUGUCGUCGAGAUUAGGGUUUCCGGAGCUCAGCUCGCUGCACCCAGCCGCCGCCGCCGCCGGCGACUACCACCAGCUCGGCGGCGACGGCCUCGGGCUUGAACGGCCGCGCCUCUCGCCGCUGCAGCAGUUCCCGUUCAUAACCCGGCCCAGCACCGCCGUUCAGCCGCCGCCGCUGAUGUCCGCCGGAAUAUCCUACCCAUUUGGCGACAUGCCGGCCAACUCCAACAUCGCCGGGGGCUCCGCCGGCCUCAUCACUCAGAUGGCCUCGGUGAAGAUGGACGACAUCGACAACCCAACACCACCAACGAGCUCGCCGAGGGAGUUCCUCGGUCUCCGUGGAACCUUGCAGUUCUGGGGAGGCGGCGGCGGCGGCCGCACCGGUGGCGAUGGCGGCGGCGGCGGCGCGUGGUCCGAUGAUCUGCCGGCGUUUGACUUGUCAACGCCUGGAAACAUGCUGUGAUCGAUGAGUCAUCAUGCAUGCAUGCAUGCAUGCUGCAUGGCUUCAUGAGGAAGAACACAACAUCUACAGCCAUGCACAAAACUAGCUAGAUAUAAGCUAAGAGUAUAUGUGUUAUAUAUAUAUACACUAAGACUAUAUCUUGUGUGUAUCAUGCAUAUGCAUCGAUAAACUAGCUAGGUAAAUUGCAUGAGAUUAAUCUAAUUAAUUAGUCACUGUGGCACAACUGAUCUGCUUCUUCUUGUUCUUGCAUGACUUCCAUGCCUUGCAUAUGUUGCUAGAUCAAGUCAUGAAGCUAUAGCUAGGUUACAUAUGGCUGUGUGUGCUAGGAGUAGUAUUAAAGCAAGCUCGAUCUCUAUCUAGUGAUCAACCGUAGCUUAAUUUCUUGUAACUUUUUUCCUUCUCUAGAGGCAAAGCUUUUGCCCUACUUUCAAAAAAAAAUAAUUAGUAUGUAGUUUUUGUUUCAGCACUCUAUUUAUGUUGACAUCUGAUUUAUGAAUCUGGUGUGGUCAGGUUAAUUAGUUCAUCGGUUACUUAAUUAUGUUGCCUAGUUUCCACACAUUUCAGUAUGGAUAUGAUUAAUA
Molecule: messenger RNA, 1746 nt
Organism: Oryza brachyantha (malo sina)
Lineage: Eukaryota; Viridiplantae; Streptophyta; Magnoliopsida; Poales; Poaceae
Product: dof zinc finger protein DOF5.1-like
Exons: 2
Coding region: 152-1165 (337 amino acids)
Biological process (GO): regulation of DNA-templated transcription
Molecular function (GO): DNA binding; DNA-binding transcription factor activity
Source: RefSeq, a predicted model, not a curated record